ACCAUAAGAUCCUUUACGCAUCACACACACGCACUCAAUAGGAAUAGAGGACAUGCGGAGACAAGAGGAGCACGCCAGCCGCCCCAAGGAGAACCUCCAGCCGCGUGAAUGACCCGCUGGCAGCAUGCGCUCCUGGCCGAACCGAACUGACUGUCUCUCUCCCGUUAACUGCAGCUGGGAGGAGAACUACUGGAACUACUACUUUAACGGGAGCUACCGGGGUCCCGUGCCCCCCGAAAACCUCUUCCCCAUCCCCGUUCUAAUGGGAAUCACCAUCACCUGUGCUCUCCUGUUCCUGGCGGGAGUGACCGGAAAUGUAAUGACUAUACUGGUCGUGUCUAAGUACAGAGACAUGAGAACAACCACUAACCUCUACUUAUGUAGCAUGGCUGUCUCAGACCUGUUGAUAUUCCUCUGUAUGCCCCCUGAUGUGUAUCGGUUAUGGAAGUACAGGCCAUGGAUAUUUGGAGAUACAUUCUGUAAGCUGUUUCAGUUCGUUAGUGAGUGCUGCACUUAUUCAACCAUUUUGAAUAUAACCGCUCUGUCCGUGGAGCGGUACCUGGCCAUCUGCUUCCCACUUCGCGCCAAACGCCUGGUCACCAAGCGACGCGUUCGUGCGCUCAUCAUCUUUCUCUGGCUCGUGUCGCUGUUGAGCGCGGGACCUGUCUUCGUUCUGGUGGGAGUGGAGCACGAGACUCGCCCAGCGGCGGGAAACUCUGUGACUGCUGGUGGGGCGGAAGGACAGACAGAGAUAGACACUAGCGAGUGUAAACCCACCCAGUACGCGGUUGAGUCUGGGCUUCUAGCCGCCAUGGCGUUGGUUAGCUCUGUGUUUUUCUUCCUGCCGGUGUUUUGUUUGACUGUGGUGUACAGUUUGAUUGGACGAAGGUUGUGGAAGAGACGGAGAGAGAACAGUAUUGGAGCUAACGUAGCACACAGGGACAAGAGCAACAGACAGACCGUCAAGAUGUUAGCUGUAGUGGUCUUUGCCUUCGUCCUGUGCUGGCUGCCUUUCCACUUGCAUCGUUACCUUAUGUCCCAUUCCUCAGAGGGCUCCUCUCCUCUCUGGUCUCUCUUCACCCAGUACUGCUCCCUUGUUUCCACUGUCCUCUUCUAUCUCUCGGCUGCCAUCAACCCUGUCCUCUAUAACACCAUGUCUAGGAAGUACCGGUCAGCUGCUGCCCAACUGUUUGGUCUACAGGAGACUCAACCACCCAGAGGGAGAACAGCAAGCACUGUCAAAGGAGAGAGUUCACCUGCCUGGACAGAGUCCACUGUUAGCCUGUGACUGUAGCCAAUUUGGAGGGGGAAUGGGCGCUAGAUAUAUACUUCUCUGAUUUUGACAUGUAGUUGUUGUGAUCAAACUCUUCUUGUGUGUUUCUCAUCAGUGACCACUGCUUUCCCUGGUUGAUCAAACAGGCACCAUUAUGGACCAUCAAGGAUUCAUUGGUCUUUAAUCCAAGAGAGCACCGGCUUACGCAUAACGUCCAUGGACGUUGAUUAUUGAUUGAAAUUUGGUCAGUCCGCCCUGCCCUUGCGUUGAACAUAUUAAUUGAAUUAGCCUCAAGGACUCUGAAUAAGACUGUCGCUUUGAUGUCACAACUCGCCCGGCAAAGACAGACAAAGGCGUUUGAGAACAUGUUUUAUAAAAUAUUUAUAAGGCGUUUCUGUCACCCCAAAAGAAGCACACCAUUAGCAACAAAAACUAUUAAACAGCUCUUGAAACGGACACCUAUGUAUUUUCUACAAAUCACACAUGCAACACACGCACACACACACACAAACCAAAAUAGUUAUUACGCUUGCCUUAACUGAUAUGUGAACUGUAUUCUGGAUGACAAAGAAAAGCACUGUAGACCGUGAUGCACUUCUCUGUACCCUGAGAGAGAGGGACUGGAGUACUGUGUGUGUGUUUGUUUAUGUUGAGUGAUUGGGUGUGUUGGGGUAUGUGUAUUUAUGGUGAGUGACGUCGUGUGUUGGUGUGUGUGUGUGUUUAUGGUGAGUGACUGUGUUGGUGUGUUUGGCAGUGUGUGUAGAUAUAGGUAACAUUUUUUUGCUAUGAUAGCAUGUACAGUAGGCUAAUUAUACCGCCAGCCUUACUCUGUAAAUAGCAGCUUAGUAACAGUUCAAUCUGAUUGGUAUUAGUCUUGGCUUAUCUUAUAAGUACUUACAAAGCAGCCACUGCCUUGGACUCCAGAAUUCUGACAUGGCAACCAGGACUCCAGGAGCAUUUCAUGUUAUUCUGUACAUAAAUCCGAGACACUCCAUUUAGUAUAAUAUGUUACGUUUCAUAUGGUAUGUAUUCAUUUGUGGAUGUCCAUCAUUCAUUUCAUAUGAUAUGUUAUGAAUUAGAAUUCGUAUUAUAUGUUACAAAUUUGCUAAACGUACAAUAUGUUAUGAAUCUGCAACACGAAUCUGAAAUGGAUACAAUAUGCUCCGAAUUUGCAAAACAUAUGAUACGUAACGAAUUGUAGCUAGGUGGCUAAUGUUAGCUAGGCUAGGGAUUAAGGUUAUGGUGACGUUUAGGAGUUAGGUUAAAAGGUUAAGGUUAGGGGAAGGGUUAAGGUUAGGGGAAGGGUUAGCUAAAAUGCUAAGUAGUUGCAUAGUGAUCUAGAAGAAAAAAAGAAACGCACACCUAUUAAGGCGAGGUGCUGGCCAGCGGAGUAGAAACUUGAAAAUAAAAGAGAGCCGCACACUCUAGGAGCUCAGAUGCAAAAAUGUAAUACCAACGUUUCGACAGCCAAGCUGUCUUCAUCAGGGUAUAAUCACAAACACUGCGGGAUGACUCGUUUAUAUAGUGUCAAAAGACACAGGUGUCUGUAAUCAUGGCCAGGAGUGGCCUAAUAUCAUUGGUUAAUAAUCAAAUAUUAAAAUGUCAUACAAAGAACAGCAUGCAAACAAAUGGAUAGCAUACGAUCAUAGAUUAAUUUGACUAUACAAGUUUACAAACAAUUACAAUGGCAAAGUCACAAUAAUCCAAGCCAUUCUUGUGAUUAUUGUGACUUUGCAUAGUACCUAAAAAGUAGUAAGUAGUUGAAAAGUUGCUAAUGUGCUAAAGUUGUCCAUCAUGAGAUUUGAACUCGCAACCUUUGGGUUACUAGACAUCUGCAUUAUACACGUACUCAUCAUCCUACAGUGCAUUUGGAAAGUAUUCAGACCCCUUGACUUUUUCCACAUUUUGUUACAUUACAGCCUUAUUCUAAAAUUGAUUAAAUUGUUUGUUUUUUCAUCAUCAAUCUACACA
This is a messenger RNA of Oncorhynchus mykiss (rainbow trout), 3244 nucleotides long. RefSeq names its product growth hormone secretagogue receptor type 1. Gene Ontology annotation, molecular function: growth hormone secretagogue receptor activity. The record is from RefSeq and is a predicted model, not a curated record. Gene Ontology annotation, cellular component: plasma membrane. Gene Ontology annotation, biological process: hormone-mediated signaling pathway; G protein-coupled receptor signaling pathway. NCBI's taxonomy places the organism in Eukaryota, Metazoa, Chordata, Actinopteri, Salmoniformes, Salmonidae.